This is a messenger RNA of Torulaspora delbrueckii, 948 nucleotides long. RefSeq names its product Pln1p (gene PLN1). The coding region runs from base 1 to 948 and encodes 315 amino acids. The record is from RefSeq and is a predicted model, not a curated record. Lineage: Eukaryota; Fungi; Ascomycota; Saccharomycetes; Saccharomycetales; Saccharomycetaceae. The transcript has a single exon.
AUGACUGGCUCUAACGUGAAAGUAGUGGUUAACAAGGACACAACAGAUCGGUUCGCGCGCAAUUCUCCUACUUUGAACCACCUGUACAAGUACCCUGUGGUUUCGCGCACUCUGAACCAGGUGGUAUCCACUCCUGUAAUUUCGCAGUUGCUCUCUGUGAUAGUAUUGGUUGUUGCGUCUGUGAGACAUACGCUGGUGGACUCUGAGUAUUCUCCCAAAUUUGUGAAGAUCGGAUAUAACGCAAUUAGUGGGUUCGGACUCAGGUUUGAUGAGCUGGUGAACGUUCUGUUUUUACGUGAAGGUAUAGACGCAUUCUUGAGAGGCUGGGAUUCUCACUCACACAAGCCAGGUUUUUGGCUGUUGUUUUUCUGGGUCGACUACGUGGCCAACGUGUCGAAUAUCCUGUUGAAGCAAUUCGUCGUGCAGCCAUUCAAGCUGAACGUUGAGGAUAAACGUGAGGAAGACACCAAGAGUGACGGUACCUUACCGCAUGUCUCUGAGCUAUCCUCUACUACCAAAAGUAUCUCUAAAGAUUUGCAGAGUAAGUUGCAAUCCGAUUAUAUCGGUCCCACAACUGACUUUGCACGUCAAAAAUAUGACUCGUUGGUGAAACCAACGGCUGACAAGUUGCAAUCCGAGUAUAUCGAACCUACAAGAGCUCAAUUGAACAAAGUCACUGAACCUACGCGUGCUCAGGCCAUGGAAACAUAUAAGAUGGUUUCCAAUGCCUACGAAAACAAUUUCAACAAGUCUGAGAGUGUCCCAAGGGCAGUAGUUAACACUGGGAUCGAUCUCAAGAACUUCACUAUUGAAAACCUAAGAUCCAACAAGUCCGAACUCGAACGUGAUGCCCAGCAUGCUAAGGAGUUGUAUGAGAACAAGAAGGAAACCUUGGGACAAGGUGUUGACGAAAAGCUUGACGCUUUGGGAAACACUUUAAAGAAAUAA